Messenger RNA from Adineta steineri, 987 nucleotides. The record is from the annotation of a GenBank genome assembly. Lineage: Eukaryota; Metazoa; Rotifera; Eurotatoria; Adinetida; Adinetidae.
AUGGGAAUAAACGAAACUAAUAAUUCAUCCAAUACAGAAAUUUCUCUAUCGAAGUCAAUACAAUUUUGGUUGCUUAGUAUCUUGGAUAUUCCUUCAAUAUUUUGUUCAUUAUUUCUUCUCUAUCAUUUACUUACUAAACAAAUUCGACGAUCAACAUUAAAUAAUCAUGUAAUUAUUAAAAUACUUUUAAUUAGUCUAUUUAUUCAACUUAUCGAUAUUCCAUUAUAUCUUAAUUUUCUUCGUUCAAAUCCUGUUUGGCCACAAACAUUAGUAACAUGUAUUGUCUGGUGGUAUGCUACUCAUGCUAUGUACAAUACAACAAUUAUUCUUACGGCUUGGUUAUAUUUUGAAAGAUAUAUUCGUAUAUUUCAUAAUGAAUAUAUUUCAACUAAAAUAAAACAAUGGUUAUUUCAUUAUAUUUCAAUUAUAUUUUUUCUUAUUUUUCCAAUGAUCUAUUAUAUAUUAGUUCUGUUUAUACCUUCUUGUGAACAACAAUUUAUUUAUGAUUAUACACAAGCGUGGUGUGCUCUAUGUCCAUGUUAUUACAAUAAUAAUUUAUCAACAAUAGUUGAUAUAGCAAUAAAUUCAAUUUUACCAUGUUUAUUAAUUGCACUAUUUAGUAUAGUUUUAUUAAUACAUACAAUUUGGAUAAAAAAUAUUCGUUUAAAACGAGUAGUACAAUGGAAACAAUAUCGUAAAAUGAUCAUACAAUUAUUUUCAAUAUCAUCAUUAUUUAUAAUAUUUAAUUCACCAUUAAUGCUUUAUUAUCUUCUAUACAUUCUUCAAUAUAUACCAUUAGAUAUUGAUCCGCAAAUUGAAGAUUAUCUAAAUUUUCUAUCGUAUUUUUCGACAUUAUUUUUACCAUUUAGCAUUUUAUUUUCAUUAUCACAUGGUUGUUUUCGAAAUGGAUGCAAAAAAUUUCGUAAGAAUUUUCGAAAACAUCGAGCUAAUAUUCAUCCUAAAAAAAAUCCUCGUUUACAACACUAA